Messenger RNA from Eremomyces bilateralis CBS 781.70, 2391 nucleotides. Its product is annotated as kinase family protein-like protein. Gene Ontology annotation, cellular component: cytoplasm. Bases 1 to 2391 code for a protein of 796 amino acids. The record is from RefSeq and is a predicted model, not a curated record. The transcript has 2 exons. Gene Ontology annotation, biological process: tRNA export from nucleus; protein phosphorylation. Lineage: Eukaryota; Fungi; Ascomycota; Dothideomycetes; Eremomycetales; Eremomycetaceae. Gene Ontology annotation, molecular function: ATP binding; protein kinase activity.
AUGGACUUUCUGAAGUCGGCAGUAGCUUCAGCCAUAUCCAAAGGGCCUCCAUUUCCCUACUCCUUCGGCGACCGCGUCGACCUCUCUGACUCGAUAUGGACGCUACAUAACGGGACCAGAAAGGAAGACGGUUCCAAGUGCAGCAUAUUGUCUUUCGAUGUGCAAGCCAACAAGUCACGGCUUCCCCUCGCUCGAAAUGCCGCUCGUAAACUCCGAACGCUACGACAUCCUGGCGUAAUCAAGGUCCUGGACUCUGUCGAGACGGAGCAAUACAUAUACAUCGCGACCGAGCGCCUGGUACCUCUGACGUGGCACAUCAAGAGGAAGAGCCUUGCCGAGGAAACGAUCAAGUGGGGUCUUCACAGCGUCGCGAAGACGGUGAAGUUCAUCAACGAGGAUGCAUCAUCCGUUCACGGUUCGUUGCGGGUCGCGUCCAUAUUCAUGGGCGAGAGUGGAGAGUGGAAGCUCGGCGGCUUCGAUAUUCUCAGCUCGAUGAAAGAAGACGAUGCGGUGAUAUAUCCGUUUGGGAGCCUCGUCCCCGACUCCGGGCGAUAUAGCCCUCCGGAAGUCGCGAACUCCGGAUGGGAGGCGAUCAAAAAGAAUCCGCUCACCGCCGUGGAUGCGUACAACUUCGGCAUCCUGAUUUUUGAGGUGUGUAACGGAAGUUUUAAUGGAAGAGAGCAGCUGAGCCAGUUGAAGGCUGUCCCUCCGAGCAUGCAGCAGAGCUACAGACGACUUGUCAACGCGAAUCCGAAGACUCGGAGCACGGUCGGACAAUUUCUGGACCAAGGGGAGAGGAGCGGCGGGUUCUUUCAGACGCCACUCAUUCACAUCACCGAUGCCAUCGAAAACCUGGGGCUGAAGUCUGACGAUGAGCGGGAAGAAUUCUUGGGCGAGCUCGAUGAAUUGUCCGAUGACUUUCCCGAAGAAUUCUUCAAAAUGAAAGUUCUCCCCGAACUUUUAAAAUCGGUGGAGUUCGGGGGUGGUGGUGCGAAGGUCUUCGGGAUGGUGGUGAAGAUCAGCUCUAAACUCUCGGAGGAGGAAUACGAGAUGCGAAUGAAUCCGGUUAUCGUUCGACUAUUCGGAAGCCCAGAUCGUGCCAUGAGGGUUUGUCUUUUAGACAACCUCCCUUUCAUGAUCGACCACCUGCCUCCGAAGCUUGUCAAUGACAAGAUAUUUCCUCAAAUGGUGACUGGAUUCACGGACGUGGCUCCGGUUGUCCGGGAACAGACGCUCAAAGCAGUUCUGACCAUCGUGCCAAAACUAUCUGACCGAACCGUCAACGGGGAAUUGCUCCGAUAUCUUGCGAAAACCGCCAACGACGACCAACCUGGCAUUCGAACGAACACAACGAUAUGCUUGGGCAAGCUGGCUCGAAACCUGAAUUCGAGUUCCCGCUCGAAAAUCCUCGUCGCCGCAUUUUCUCGGGCGCUUCGAGACCCGUUCAUCCAUGCCAGAAACGCAGCGCUGAUGGCACUGGCCGCAACAUCUGAUGUGUUCAGCGAGGAAGAUGGGGCAACCAAGAUCCUCCCUGCGAUAUCCCCUUCCUUAGUCGAUAAGGAGAAGCUGAUCCGAGACCAGGCGAACAAAACGCUGGAUAUUUACAUGCAAAGGAUACGCAAGUAUGCUCAGACCUUACCUGAUACCGCACUUCAGUCAACCGCUGGUACUAGCAGCUCAAAUACGCCUCGUAUCGGGAAUGAUCAAUCUGACUCGUCUUCAUGGGCUGGCUGGGCCAUCUCAUCAUUCACCAACAAGCUUACGACCGCGAGUGGCGAGAUGCAAACGGUGCCAAAUGGCGUGAGUCCAAAUGGUACCAGGCCAUCUUCAGUACCGCCUCCUGCCGAUGCACGGAAACCCUCUCCCAAUCCCCUUAAUGCCCGUGGAUUAAAUCCAUCUCAGUUGAAGAAAUCCCAUUCGUCAACCGGGUCACCCAAUCCGUUUAACGCACCUGUGGUAUCUACGCCGACGUCAGAUCAGAACUCAGUGGACGAAGACGCUAUGGAUGCCUGGGGCGAUUUCGAGGAUGAGCCGACCGAAACGAAGAAGGACACGACCGCUGACGACUUUGACAUGUUCGCUUCCAGCGCAGCUCCGCGGAAGACAUCGGCUACUAUCACGACGUACGAAGACAAAGGGGAACCUGACUUUGCGGGAUGGCUCAGUGCCCAGAAAUCUUCGAAGAAGGCCAAACCAUUGCCUACAGGGCUUAAAAAGGCGCCCGCGUCUCGAUCGGGUACAGGGACCAAAUCUACGGUCAUAGGCGGUAGUACUGUGAGGAAAAGCGUAGUUUCAUCGAAGCCUACUCCAGCACCGCAACCGAAACCCACUUCGAAGAAAGCGGAGAAGCAAGACGAUGAGGAUGAAGGUUGGGGAGAUGCAUGGGAGUGA